AUGAGCAAAGUAUAUAUUGCAAUAUCUUUUGUAGUCCUAGCUUUGAGCUUUGUCUAGUGUACUACUAUAGAUAGGAUAAAUCUUGAUAAAAAGACAUACAAUUACCUCCCAUAAACAAGCCUCUAAAGUCAAAGCAGUUCUAACUCCAACAUUUACAAUUGUUAAGCGAUUAAUGAAUACUUCUAAACCAUGGGCUAAAAUGAAUCUCUGUCUCUAAGUUACAGUGUUUUAAAACAUAAUUACUUGCAUAUUACUUUUGAUUAUGCAUUUAUCAACAUAUAAGAAGUAUCAGGAGGUGCGAUUAAGUAAGGUGAAGUUGAUAUAAGUGGUACUACUUAUAACUUUUCAACAAAUGUUUACUCUGACAACUACAAAUGUAUGACAAGAACAGACAACACAAAGGUUGAUGGAAAAUCGUCAGCUUCUUUUGUUUUGGCUCACUCUGGAUAAAUUGAUUUGAAGUUCUAUUCAAAUAAUUUAGCAUCUUUUGCAAGAUUUGGAGUUUCUAAUUUAACAAUUACUGCUACUUAUUGUGGAACAAAUGCUGAACUUAGCUCUAAAACAUUUACUUGUGUAUGUAAAUCAGGAUAUAAAGAGACAAUUACCUAAUAAGGAGGUCUCCAAUUUAAUGAGUGUAAAUGA
Molecule: messenger RNA, 642 nt
Organism: Tetrahymena thermophila SB210
Lineage: Eukaryota; Ciliophora; Oligohymenophorea; Hymenostomatida; Tetrahymenidae
Product: transmembrane protein, putative
Exons: 1
Source: RefSeq, a predicted model, not a curated record